Messenger RNA from Labrus mixtus (cuckoo wrasse), 784 nucleotides. It is a transcript of the gene rnf7, whose product is annotated as ring finger protein 7. Gene Ontology annotation, molecular function: cullin family protein binding; zinc ion binding; ubiquitin protein ligase activity. Gene Ontology annotation, cellular component: nucleus; Cul5-RING ubiquitin ligase complex. The record is from RefSeq and is a predicted model, not a curated record. Gene Ontology annotation, biological process: protein ubiquitination; ubiquitin-dependent protein catabolic process. The transcript is spliced from 3 exons. Bases 79 to 414 code for a protein of 111 amino acids. NCBI's taxonomy places the organism in Eukaryota, Metazoa, Chordata, Actinopteri, Labriformes, Labridae.
GCAUCGCCUAGCCCAGUUCAUCCAUUUUGUUUAGCUUAGCUUGCGCGGCUAACUUUACCUCCGACCUGUGCAGCAGAGAUGGAUGACGGUGACGAGCCGGGUUUAGUCUCUCUCUCUCACAACACUUCCUCAGGCUCAAAGUCCGGCGGGGACAAAAUGUUUUCCCUAAAGAAGUGGAACGCUGUCGCUAUGUGGAGCUGGGACGUCGAGUGUGACACUUGUGCCAUCUGCCGGGUACAAGUCAUGGACGCUUGCCUCCGAUGUCAGGCGGAAAACAAACAAGAGGACUGUGUUGUUGUUUGGGGAGAAUGCAACCACUCCUUCCAUAACUGCUGCAUGUCCCUUUGGGUGAAGCAGAACAAUCGCUGCCCCCUCUGCCAGCAGGACUGGGUGGUUCAGAGAAUCGGCAAAUAAACAUCGACUCCAGGCUGUCUGAUUCUCAGACCGCACCUGCAUUCACCUAAAAGUGAUGACGGACUGUACAGUGAUCACUACAGUGUGCAGAGCAACUUGGCCAUUGACAACAGUCCUCCUAUUUAUGAUUGCAUGUUCCAGUAGUCCCGGUUGUCAAAGGAGGACAAUGGACUAAAAAUGAAAGCAGUGCAGACCAGUUGUUACGGAUAGUUUGAGGAGGCUGGAAGGGAUCGAGAGUCUCAAAGAGAAGGAUGAACUUUGUUUCAGUGUUUGGUCUCGUGAGCUUCACAUAAUUAUCUGUGGUGCUGUUAAACACAUAUUGAAUAUGUGGCUGUCUUUUUAAAAAUAAAGAAAUGAGUAUAGUGGCAAA